Molecule: messenger RNA, 2397 nt
Organism: Micromonas pusilla CCMP1545
Lineage: Eukaryota; Viridiplantae; Chlorophyta; Mamiellophyceae; Mamiellales; Mamiellaceae
Exons: 2
Coding region: 1-2397 (798 amino acids)
Biological process (GO): nuclear-transcribed mRNA poly(A) tail shortening
Cellular component (GO): PAN complex; P-body
Molecular function (GO): poly(A)-specific ribonuclease activity
Source: RefSeq, a predicted model, not a curated record
AUGCCGCACGACGCGACGACGCCGCCGCUGUCGGAGCUGACGCACGGGGAGGUGAUCAAAACCGGGCUGCCACCGCACAUCAUCCCGAAGAGCGUCUUGGAUAACGUGACAUGGCAAGGCGGCGGGAACGAGCCGAUGGUGGGAUACGCGCCGAAUCCGUACUACCGCCGCGGCCGCGCGAAAGGCGAAGCGAACCGCGCGGCGAUGCAACUGCAGCGGAAACGCGAGGUGAUCAAGUUUAAAACGGAAGUCACGAAGACUUCUGCAUUAUCUUCUUCGAACGGAUUCGGCGGCGGAGUCGGCGGCGAGCGCGCUCGCGCGUCCACGUGCCCGCUUCCAAAGCUCUAUCACAAGGUCGAGGCGAUUUUGGACCCGACGCGAGCGAGGUUCGAAGAGUUCGACUUCGCCGCGCACAACCGCACGGCGCUGUUAGGCAUGGGGAACGACCUCGCGAACUGCUACGUGAAUCCGGUGUUACAGAUCCUGCACUUCGUCCCGGGUCUGCGCGCGAGCGUGCUCAUGGGUCACGCGUGCGAACGAGAGUUUUGUCUGACGUGCGAGCUCGCGUUUUUGUCGCACACGCUGUCGCAGCCGCCGACGCGCGGCGGCGGCUCGCACAGCUCCGCUUCGAUGAAGGUUGAGCCGUUGAACUUUCUUCGCACGUUGCGUCAAGUCCGCGAAGCCGCGGCGCUCGGUCUCAUCGAAGGCGGAGGAAACGAGCUCGAGGCGAGGCUCGAUCAGAGCCUCCCUCGGCGGAUUCAAGCGUUCCAGCGGUUUAUUCUCGAGCAGCUGCACAAGGAACAAGGCGGCGGUGACGACCGCCCGGUUCGCCUCGGCGAGGAGAGAACGAAACAGAAAACCCCGCGUCCGAGAGCGUCGCGUUCGAAUUCGAAUUCGAACGACGUCGACGAAGACGAGGUGCCCGCGUUGUGCGCGCCCGUUGAGGAUCUCUUUGCGGUGUCGUCGUCGACGAAAAACUCGUGUGCGGUGUGCGGCCGCGAGGAGACGAAGAUGACGCGGUCGUUUCAGACCGACCUCGCGUAUCCGCCGAAAGAGGCGCACAAGGGCGGCGCGGCGGCGCGGCGGCUGAACGCGAAUACCAACGCGAAUCCUAAAACCGCCGACGACCUGCACGCGUUUUCCGCGCUGCUCGCGAAGUCGUUGGCGACGCGCGGGGAGGUCAGGGCGUGGUGCGACGGCCACGACGCGUACACGCGAAUGACGCAGAAAAAAACCCCGGUCUCGCUCCCGGCGGUCAUGAGCGUGAGUCUCGGCAUGCGCGACGUCGGGGACUUGAGAUGGUGGGGCGUGGACGUGGACGCCCCUCCCGAUUCGCGCGAAUCAUCCGAGGCUGUCGAGACGAGUUGGCUGCCGAAGUUCUUCUCGGUGAAGGUGGCGGGGGAGAACGUGUGCGUGACGGAAUCGUCGACGGAGGCGUUCGAAUGCGACGACGACGGCGACGGCGACGACGACGACGGCGCAAGCGAGCACGCGCGGUACGAGCUCACGGGGUUGGUGUGCCUCGCGCGACGCCCGUGCGAGGAGGAGGACGACGACGCGCCUGGCGGCGGCGUCGACGAGACCGGGGCGAAAAUUCUCCGAGGGCACCUGAUGUCGUUCGUCAAGGUCAAGCCGCCGUACAUCGCGGAGAGAGGCGCGUUUGGCGGCGCGUCCGUCGUCGGCGAGGGGAAGUCUCCGGGGGUGAGCCCGUUGGUCAUCGGACAGACGGGCGCGGCGGCGAAAGCGCGCGCGGACGCCGCUGCUGCCGCCGCGCGCGUGUCCGAGCUGCGCGUCUCCGGCGACGACGACGGCGCGGAGGGCGGGUCGACCGAGACGGCGUCGGAGAUCACCCCGGCGGACGCGGACGCCGGAAGCGCGGUGCGCGAAGAGAUCGAAGCCGAGGAUGCGGCGAACGCGCGCGUGAAAGCCGCGCAGUUCGCCGCCGCGCUCGCCGCGGGCGAGGCAAUGUACGGCGAGCACUCCGGGUUCGCCGGCGUCACGCCCUCGAAAGUGUCGGAGAUCGAAUCCUCUGACACAGCCGACGCGUCGUUAUAUCCUCCAUACAGUUCGUGGGGCAGCGAAGGACAAGGCGCGAACGCCGGAGAAGGCGUCCGCGUCUCCCCCGACGGAGUCGCGGACACGGACUGGCUCUUGUUCAACGACUUCUGCAUCACCCCCGUGCGCGCGGACGAGGUGACGCGAAUGUACGGCGUCGCGAAAAUUCCGUGCAUCGCGGCGUACUCGCGCGUGGACGCGCCGCCGCCGCCGCCGCUGCCACCGAGCCCGAUCACCGAGGACGUCUACCGACGUCUCACGCUGGACGCGAACUUGCCGCGGCGAUGCCCGUUCACGCCGUUCGAUUUCGAAUCCCCGGCAGAGACCCCUAGGCCCGGGUGA